AUGGCUCACCAGCGCAACCAGCCCUCGAUGGGCGACUCGCUCAAGACACCUCAUUCGGUGAGCCUAAAGGUGCUGAGAUUGUCACGUCCAUCGCUCGCAACACAGUACCCGCUGCCGAACUCGCAGGAGCUUGGAAUCUCGCCCAAAGCCUCGCUCGCAUAUCCAUCCGACCAUAACACGGCCGACAGGUUCAUUCUCAGUCCGGCUCUGAGCCUCCCCGAGGCUUUUGGCAGCGCCUAUGUCGGCGAAACGUUCUCGUGUACGCUAUGCGCCAACAACGAACUGCUUCCCUCGGACAACACCAAAGCAAUCAGUGGCGUGAGGAUACAAGGCGACAUGCAGACUCCGUCGAACCCCACAGGCGCGCCUUUGGACCUCGCCGGUGCCGACGGCGAGCUUGACGGCGACAUGUCUCCCGCGCCCGGCGAGUCACUGCAGCGCAUACUGAGAUUCGAGCUGAAGGAAGAAGGCAACCAUGUCCUGGCGGUCACAGUCACAUACACAGAAACACUGCUUGGAGAGGGCAGGGCUUCCGGUGGCCGAGUGCGAACAUUCCGGAAGCUAUACCAGUUUGUUGCGCAGCAGCUACUGAGCGUGCGCACCAAAGCUGGGGGGCUGAGCCAGAGAGACGGCGUGUCCAGAUACCUCCUGGAAGCACAGUUGGAGAAUAUGGGCGAGGCUGCUGUAUGCUUGGAGGUACGUCUACCAGCUACGCAAUUUUGUUUACAAACGUUCGACUGCACGCGUCUCCGCAAGCUUCAUCAAACUCAAACACCUCCCCUGCAACCGCAUAAUGGUUACCAUCUAUUGCAACACUAGCCCCUUGAUGAUGCAUGCACGAUUUUCGCGCAUCAUGCAUGCGGGCCCGGUGUUUCUCGAAGAGCCCGUCCCAUCCCUCCACCACCGUCAACCAGAAACCUGGGUGUACAGGCGUGCGCGACUGACACACGACAGGCAGUCAGCGUGAAUCCAAAGCCGCCCCUGAAAUCGACAUCUCUGAACUGGGACAUGCCUGCUCCAGGAUCUGACCAAGCCAACGCCCCUAUACUAACGCCUCGCGAUGUCAUACAAGUAGCUUUCCUUCUCGAGCAGCCAGACGUCGAUGAGUCGCGUGACGAUGCCUCAACGGCAGCAGGUGGCGGCAAGAAGGUUCUCGGACAGCUGGCCAUUCAGUGGCGGAGCCCACUGGGCGACCGAGGAUCUUUGAGCACCGGUUGGCUGACGAGCCGACGAUGA
Ascochyta rabiei is the source of this 1236-nucleotide messenger RNA. RefSeq lists its product as uncharacterized. The transcript has 2 exons. The coding region runs from base 1 to 819 and encodes 272 amino acids. Lineage: Eukaryota; Fungi; Ascomycota; Dothideomycetes; Pleosporales; Didymellaceae. Gene Ontology annotation, cellular component: TRAPPIII protein complex. The record is from RefSeq and is a predicted model, not a curated record.